AUGAUUAUAACUUUUUCGUUUCAAAAAAUAUCAUCUUACUCUCAGACUUUUGGAAUACUUAACAAGCGUUUAUUAAGUGAUGACACUAAAUUUAAUGAUGUAGUUGCAUGGGAUGAUAAAAGCUUAGAAAGAUUCUCAUAAAAUCAGAAUAAAUCUAAUUAUUUACUAUUAAGUUAAAGUUAACUCAAAGAUUAUUGCUAACCUAUAGAACUUUGUUAAUAAAACUAGACAUGUAUUAAUAGCUUUAACAACUAUCGAUUAUAGUAAAAUUACAUGGAUGACAACAUUUAAUAUAAAAAAGCACAAUUUUCAAGCUGGUCGAGCUCGAUGUAUAUAGAUUGGGAUGAUCUUGCUGCAGCAUAAAAAGAAUAUUUAAUUAAAAUGAAUUUACAAUAAACUUUUUGGUAAUCUUAUAUAAUAAAUUAAAAGUAUGAUUUUAUUUAAUCUAUAAGGAUAUACACUGCAAGACAAUCAGAUGGAAUAUAUUAUCAAAUACUUUCAGAGAGUUACUUAUUGGCAUCUAGUUUUUCUUAAAAUACUUAUUACGGAGGACCUUUUGCUUGUGUGAAGCGUAACGGACGCUAUCCUGAAUAUGCUUUCACAAGUACUGAUUAGUUCUAUGGAUUUCAAUAUUAAAAUUAACAUAUUUAAACUUGUGGAAACAGCACAUCUCCAUGCUCUUGUCCUUACUUUAAUUAAAAAAGACUUUUACCUAUUGAAUGGAGAUGCAGACCUUGGUAUUAGGAAGCGAAUGAUACUUUUUAUAUUAAAUUUUCUUAGCCAUACAUUGACUAGGGAUUGAAAACUGUAGCAUCUACUUCAACAUUUAAAAUAGUUAAAUCAUAGAAAAAUACUUAUUCAAUACAAGAUGAACUAAAUUACUAGUAAGAUGCUGUAUAGGCGAUGGAUUUAUACCUAUAAAACAUCUAAACUAGAUUUUUGUAAAAUUUCGAAGAUGAAGAAUAUUCUUAUUUAGUAUCAACUAAUCCAAGCAAAAAUUCAACAGAUUACACUCCGUUAAUUAUGGCUCAUCCUAGUAUGAAUAUUAGUACACAAUAAAAUAUUUAUGAUGUAGAAUUCUAAAAUGAAUAAAGCAAUGACAAUGAUAAGUAUAUGUAUGCAAAUUAAACUAGCUUUCUAAGCGAAAUCUUUACUAUUGAAAAUUCAUGUAAAGAAUUGAUUCAAAUGAAUAACAGCUACAUAAGAACUAUUGUAAAGGAUGGAUAAUAGUAUUUAACAAGGUUUUCACCUAUUUUCGUAUGCUAUGGAAAUUUAUAUGAACAAUAUAGCAGUAAAGUUGCUUACUAUGUUAAAUCAAUUUCGUAUUAAAAAAGAGAUAAAAGUACAAAGGAAGUUUCUUAAAUGAUGGAAUUUAUGGUCAAAACAAUAUUUAUUUUGGUUAUUGUAGCUAUUUUAUUUAUAAGCAUUAUUUUUUUCAUUUUGCUAAAAUAUUUUCUAAAGCAUAAUUUCGAAAUUCCAAUAGCCAUAGUAAGUAAAGUUAUUUAAGAAGCUGAUUGUGAAAGCAUUUAUAUUCUUAAUACUAAGAUUGAAAGUGGUUAGCUGAAAACUUCAUUGGAAUUGAAAAACUUGAUCUUCACAAUUAACAAAGUCAUAUUAUAAUUUUAAGAAAAAAUUAACAAAAAAUUAUAAAAUAAAGAAGAUAACUUCAGUCAAAUUUAAAAGAAAUACUUAAAGUCUAUAAAUACUUUUUAUACUUUUUCACAUAAGACAGGAUUAGGAAUGUGCUUAAAUAAUCUUUCAGUAUUAUACAUGCUAUAAAAGAACUAUUAAAAAGCAAUUGAUUUCAUGAAUAUUGCAAAUCUAAUUACUAACUAGAUUUUUGAAGAAAACACUUAAUCCUUAAUUCUUACAAAUAAAAUAGCAAAAAUUAAUAGCAAUUAGAUGUAAGCAAUUUAGAGAACGAAAUUUAGCUUUAAUUUAAUCGAUAAACUAUUUUUGAACGUUAUUAAACUAAUUAUUCAAAAGCCAGUAUCUAAACUAUAGACUCGAUUAUAUCAAAUAAACUUUAUCUAGAUGAUUAUGAUGAUAUAAAUGAAAUUAAAGGAUUCGAUAAACAAUCCAUUUCUUGUAACGAUGAUAAAUAAGUUUUGA
This is a messenger RNA of Tetrahymena thermophila SB210, 2112 nucleotides long. Its product is annotated as transmembrane protein, putative. Gene Ontology annotation, molecular function: protein binding. Lineage: Eukaryota; Ciliophora; Oligohymenophorea; Hymenostomatida; Tetrahymenidae. The transcript is spliced from 9 exons. The record is from RefSeq and is a predicted model, not a curated record.